This is a messenger RNA of Fulvia fulva, 981 nucleotides long. RefSeq names its product Cytochrome b2, mitochondrial. Gene Ontology annotation, molecular function: FMN binding; oxidoreductase activity. The coding region runs from base 1 to 981 and encodes 326 amino acids. NCBI's taxonomy places the organism in Eukaryota, Fungi, Ascomycota, Dothideomycetes, Mycosphaerellales, Mycosphaerellaceae. The transcript has 7 exons. The record is from RefSeq and is a predicted model, not a curated record.
AUGCUGCUCAACACAGCUCUCUCGCUCUCUCUGGUAGGAGCGGCGUAUACAGCGCGCCCGUAUAUGUUCUGGCCCGACACUGGUGUUAAAGAGCAAUUUGGCACAAUCGAGACUGGUGGCCAGCUUCUAAAUGUGUCCGAUGUUGUUAGGUACAUAAAUUCGACCGCCUAUACAUACUACUACAGUGGAGCUGCUGGAGAAUGGUCGUACCGCGACAACCUCGAAGUCUUUCAGCGCAUUCGCCUCCGGCUACGGGUAAUGGUGCAGGUUGACAAUAUCGAGGCUUCACUUCCAACGACAAUUCUGGGUCACAACUUCUCGGCGCCGUUCUUCAUCUCACCUUGCGCGCGUGCCGGCUACGCGAACGAUGAUGCUGAGAAGAAUCUGGUCAAGGGAGCCGCCGCUAGCAACAUCUUAUACAUCGUCACCGAUUUCUCCUCCGUCUCAAAAGAGGAAGUCCAAUCCGCCCGCGCGGACGGCCAAAUCCUAUUCCAACAACUCUACAUCGACCUACAUAACAAGACCCGCCUCAACUUCAACGCAAUCGUCUUGACCGUUGACUCCGCCGUAGACGGCAACCACCACCGCGCUAUGCGCAACCAGACCAAGCUCCCUAUCGUACCAAAGGGAAUCCAGUCUGUCGAAGACGCCAUCGAGGCUGUUAAUCACGGCGCACCAGCGAUCCUCCUGUCUAACCACGGCGGUCGCCAGCUUGAUGGGUCGCCAUCUGGUCUUGAGGUGUUUGAGCAGACUGAGGUUUGGGCUAAUAGUGAUGUGAGGUAUGGUGCUGAUGUUGUUAAGCUUCUCGCGCCUUUCAUGUUUAGCAAUGUGUUCGGUGCGGCGGGUGUCGAGAGGGCUGUCGAGAUCAUGAAGCGCGAGGUGGCGAUCGAUGCGGCGAAUGCUGGUAUUAGAAACUUGAAGGAUGCGAAUGUCAGCUACAUUGACUUCACGGCUGCAAAGAGGUGGGGCACGUCGUGGUAG